Messenger RNA from Macrobrachium nipponense, 438 nucleotides. RefSeq lists its product as uncharacterized. The coding region runs from base 1 to 438 and encodes 145 amino acids. Lineage: Eukaryota; Metazoa; Arthropoda; Malacostraca; Decapoda; Palaemonidae. The record is from RefSeq and is a predicted model, not a curated record. The transcript has a single exon.
AUGACAAACGCCAAGAGCAGCAACACAACCUCCAGGAUACCACAAACAACAACAAAAGCAGCAACGCUCAAACAACACCUCCGAGAACAACAACAACAUAAGCAGCAACAACACCAUCACCCCCCUCCAAAAGCAACGACAGAAGAAGCAACAUCACCUCCAAAAGCAACGACAAAAGAAGCAACACCACCACCACCUCCACCAAUUCUAACUCUAACAACAAAAGAAGCAGAAGCAACACCACCACCAUCAUCAUCAUCAAAAGGAACAGAAACAACACCAUCACCACCUCCAAAAGCAACUAAAAGAAGCAACACCACCAACACCUCCACCAUCUCCAAAAACAACAAAACAAAGCAGAAGCCCCACCACAACACCACCACCAACACCAGCGUCACCACCUCAGCAGGGCCACCCCAGGAGUAUCAACACCUCUGA